CCUGAUUUAGAUGCAUCAGGAUUAAGUUUUUCUUCUUCUUUCUGGGACAUUUUAACAAGUUGAAGCUGACUAAUGAGUAAAGUUGAAAUACCAGUUGGUCUGACUCUGAGAGAACUGCUGCAAGGCUUCACCGUGGAGGUGCUUCGCCGCAGGCCACCAGACUUGGUGGAAUUUGCAGUGCAGCAUUUCACACACAUUCUGGAGAAGCACAAGUUCAGAAACACUGUUGAAGGUGCCCAGAAAGGAGUACAUUUCGACACCAAACUCGGCAGGACAACCUCUGAUGACAGUGAGGAGGAAGAUGCCGCUGUCAUCAAUAAAUAUAGCCGCAGAAUUUCAGUGUGUGCAGAAGCGUAUAACCCCAAUGAUGAUGAAGAUGAUGAUACAGAAGCUCAGAUUGUGCAUCCCAAAACAGACCAGCAGCGCCGCCAGCUCCAGGACGUGUGCAAAGAUAUUUUACUGUUUAAAACACUGGCACCUGAACAGUUCUCUGAGGUGUUGGAUGGUAUGUUCAAUGUAUUGGUCAAACCAAAGCAGCAUAUUAUAGACCAAGGAGUCAAUUUCUAUGUUGUUGACAGGGGUCUGUAUGAUGUUUUUGUGCAGAAGAAUGAAAAGAGAGAGUGUGUGUGUGUGUGUGUGUGUGUGGCAAAAUACGACAACAAAGGUAGUUUUGGUGAGCUGGCUCUCAUGUACAACACGCCGCGUUCAGCUACAAUCAUUGCAAUGCAGGAAGACGCCCUGUGGGGCCUGGAUCGAGCUACAUUCCAAAGACUGACUGUGAAAAAUAAUGCCAAGAAGAGGAAGAUGUAUGAGGCCUUCAUUGAGUGCGUUUCUCUCCUGAAGGCUCUUGAGAUUUGUAUAAGCACAUACAUGCUGACUAUCUCGGAGGCUUUGGCAAGUAAACGAGAUCGCAGAAAGAUGGUGAAAGUUCACAAAAAUGUCACAAAACGUCAUGAGACAGCCAUGAGAGAUAAAGAUGGACUCAGCAGUGAAGCACGGUUGCGAUAUGAGAUGAAGAUGAAAUUAAUUGGUGAAGAUUUUGUUAUGGCCUCUCUGGGCCACUGUAUGGAGGCUGUAAUUGAGUUACUUGGUCCAUCUGUAUGUCACUGUGGGUCUUUUUCUUUACAGUCAUCUGAGAGGAUGAAGAUUGUGGACGUUUUGGAAGCACGCAUGUUCAGAGAUGGCGAGCACAUCAUUGUGCAGAGGGAGAAAGCUGUUUCUUUCUACAUUAUGGAGUCAGGAGAGGUAAAGACCAUGAUGAAAAGCAAAACAAAAAGCAAUCAGUGGGACAACGUGGAGGUUGAGGUGACUCGUUGUUCUAAAGGGCAGUAUUUUGGAGAGCUGGCUCUGGUCACCAACAAACAACGUGCAAAUCACCCUUAUGCAGUGGGUGAAACAAAAUGUGUAGUGAUCGACAUCGAGGCUUUUGAGCGUUUGCUGGGUCCUUGUAUGGAAAUCAUGAAGUGCAACAUCUCACAGUAUGAAGACCAGCUGGUGGCGCUGUUUGACUCAAGCAUCGACUUGAAUCAAUAAGACAGUUAUAAACUAAUCACUCCAUUGCAGAGGUGUCAAGUAACGAAGUACAAAUACUUCGUUACUGUACUUAAGUACACUU
Messenger RNA from Thalassophryne amazonica, 1615 nucleotides. It is a transcript of the gene prkar2ab, whose product is annotated as protein kinase, cAMP-dependent, regulatory, type II, alpha, B. Gene Ontology annotation, molecular function: cAMP-dependent protein kinase regulator activity. The record is from RefSeq and is a predicted model, not a curated record. NCBI's taxonomy places the organism in Eukaryota, Metazoa, Chordata, Actinopteri, Batrachoidiformes, Batrachoididae. Gene Ontology annotation, cellular component: cAMP-dependent protein kinase complex. Gene Ontology annotation, biological process: regulation of protein phosphorylation.